Messenger RNA from Tripterygium wilfordii, 1086 nucleotides. RefSeq lists its product as uncharacterized. The transcript is spliced from 3 exons. Lineage: Eukaryota; Viridiplantae; Streptophyta; Magnoliopsida; Celastrales; Celastraceae. Bases 72 to 824 code for a protein of 250 amino acids. The record is from RefSeq and is a predicted model, not a curated record. Gene Ontology annotation, cellular component: mitochondrial matrix.
GGUUUACGAAGAAUAAACCCUAAACCCUACGCCAAGCCCCCAAUACUCGAAGCAUCUACAUACCAGAGAAAAUGGCCCUGAAUUCUGUGCUUCGUAGAGUCUGCUCAUCGGUGGUUCCUCUUGCUGUGCGCACCGUCGGGUCUCCGAGAACCUACCACCGUGCAAUUUCCGCUGUUCUCAGCAAUAGCAAGGGCAGUCUUGACCGCGAGGUCUGUCGGCGAGGCUUUGUCCGAUUUCUGGAAUUCUCUACUGCCAGCGCCACAAAACCGAGCUCCGAGGAGAGGUUUCUUCGAGUCCUUGAAUCAGAGAUUGAAUGCGCCGAAGAUGGGGAGCUGGAGGAUAUCCCAGUUGAUUUCCCUUUUGAAAUCGAAGACCAACCCGGAGAAAGAACUAUACUACUAAAAAGAAAUUAUGAAGGCGAAAACAUAACAGUUGAAGUUGACAUGCCUACUGAGACUGAUGAUGGUGGUGAUGAGGCUGGUGGUGAUGAGGAUGCUGAGAACCCAACUAGUAUUCCAUUGGUUGUGAACAUUUCAAAAGGAAAUGGUACCUCUCUGGAAUUUGGCGUCACUGCUUUUGUCGAUGAGAUCACAAUUGACAGCUUGUCAAUUAAGCAGCCAGAACAUUCUGAAGAUGAGCUUGCAUAUGAAGGGCCUGAUUUCAAUGAUUUGGAUGAGCAAUUGCAAAAGAGUUUACACAGGUAUCUUGAGGUCAGAGGGAUCAAACCCAGCACAACCAACUACUUGUUUUCGUACAUGCAGAAUAAAGAUGACAAAGAGUAUAAGCAAUGGUUGAAAAACCUCAAGAAUUUCAUUGAAAAGUGAUUUGGCUUGCAAAAUAGAGCAUGCAUAUUUUUGAUUUGACAAAUGGAUGUUGGAGACUCGAAGUCGGAUUUUUCUACUGAAUUAUUUUACUUUUCAUGUGUUUUUAUUAUUUGGUUUGAACUUGUAUGAGGUAUGGGGAGAUGAAAUCCAUGAAUCCGUAAUAAUCAUGGUAGACGGAUUGAUGUAUUUUAGAGCAAAGUGAUGUGUUGGACAUGUUUGUAGUCCAAAGUAAUCUCUUAUUUGUCUCUAUUGACGUUUUUUA